AUGCCGCCGCCCGGCGCGCGCGACGCCGCGCGGAGCCCGCGCGCAGGGCGCCACGGCGGGCACCACGACGGCGACGGGCGGCGCCACUGCGGACGCGACGGCGCGCCGCCGGGCGUUGCGGAGGCCCCGGCGGAGCCCGCCAGCGCCCUCGGCGGGCGACGCUCGUCGUGGGAGGGCUUCAGCGCCGCGGCGGGCUCGCGCGACGACGGGCGGGACCGCGGCGACUCUGUCGACGUGGGCGGCGGCCGCGACCGCCUGGACGACGGGCGGGGCGGCCGCGGCCAGCGGGAGCGCGACGACGCAGGAGGCGGGCGGGACCAGCGCGACCGCGACGACUGGGGCGGCCGCGACCGCCUGGACGACGGGCGCGGCGGCCGCGGCCAGCGGGAGCGCGACGACGCAGGCGGCAGGCGGGACCAGCGCGACCGCGACGACCGGGGCGGCCGCAACCGCCUGGACGGCGGGCGCGGCGGCCGCGGCCAGCGGGAGCGCGACGACGCAGGCGGCGGGCGGGACCAGCGCGACCGCGACGACUGGGGCGGCCGCGACCGCCUGGACGACGGGCGCGGCGGCCGCGGCCAGCGGGACCCCGUCGAAGGGUGGUACCGCCGCGAUCGUGACGAUCGGGGCGGCAAGGACCGCCGUGACGACGGGCGCGGCGGCCGCGGCCAGCGGGACCGCGACGAUGACUACGGCAGCCGCGACCGCCUGGACGACCGCUGCGAGCGGGAGUGGCAGGACUGCGGCGGCGCCAGAGGCAGGCGAGACCAGCAGGAUGCCGGCGGCCUCCGCGACGACAGGCGCUCGCCCGCUGGCGCCGUCGGUGCCGGGGCGGGCGCGCGCGGCGGCGGGCCACGCUCGCCGUGGGAGGGCCGCGGCGUCGGCGGGGGCAGUAACCUCGCGGCGUUGUGCAGCCCAGAUGGGCCCAGGGGCGGGCAGGACCUCGCCAGCACGCCGCCGCCCCGCGGGUGGGCCUCAGAUGCGAUGCCGCCUGCCCGGGCCGCGGGCCUGGCCCUGGGCGCGCGUCGCGCAGGCGCCUCGCCAGUCCGCGGCGCCUCGCCGCUGUCGGGUGCCAUGGGCUAUCGCUCUGCCAGCGAGGUGUCUCUGGGGGAGCCAGAUCCAGGCUCGCUGGUUUGGCAGGGGCCGCUGCUGCAGGAACGCCCUCGGGUGGUAGGCACCGCGGGCUUCCUUGCAGAGCUCGAGCAGGUGCUCAUGCUGGUCGAGCAGCAGUCGCUGCAGAUGGUGAGGGAGACGCAGGCGGACAUCGAGGAGGUUCAGCACGACGUGCUGACCCUGCUGGAGGGGCUGCAGGCGAUGCGCGCGGCCCGCGAGCUGUCCGAGGAGAAGAACCAGCGGCGGGAGCGCGCCAUUGAGGGCCGCCGGCAGGCCGUAGUCGCCGAGACAAUCGGGGCGCGGGAGGAGCUGGAGGCGAAGCUGCGCGAGCUGUGGCAGCACCAGGUUGGCGCGCUCCAGCAGGUGUACCACGACCAGCCCGCCGGCAUCCUCGGCGCCGAGGGCGUGCAGAGGGUGGGGCAGCAGGUGCGGCAGAUCCGAGAGGAGCUGGAGGCGGAGAGGCACGCCCGGCAGGGCCGCUCGGAGGGGCUGCUGUCGAGCCUGGAGGCGGAGCUCCGCGGGGCCCGGGAGGCCAUGCUGGCGCACAGCCGGCAGCGCUUCGAGACCGAGGCGAAGGGCGUGCAGCUGGCCGAGGACGUCCGCGCCGAGAUCCGGGAGCUGCUGCGUCACGAGGUCGCCGAGCGCGAGGCCGUCCAAGACAAGCUGCUGAGCCUGCUCGAGGCGCGUGGCCCGCUGCACGUCGCCAGCCGGCGGCCCUCGGCGGCCCUCGGGGGGGGGCUUCGGAAGCCCUGGGAGGCCCUGGGAGGCCCUCGGGGGCCUCCGUCGGCGUCGGUCGUUCGGUCUGUCGGGCGUCCCAGAUCCCAGAGGACGUCACCGCCCGCAGCGAGCACUACGCUCCGGCCCCAGAGGGCGCCGCCACCCGCGCCGACGGGACGCACGUGGAGGGGCGGACGCAGGCGAGGGGCCGCACGCCUGGGCAGACGCCGGCGUCCGAGGCUGGGGCUUACCCAGAUCUCUCCUCCCCUCGCAACAGUCGGCGGAGCACGCGGACCACCUUCUGCACGGAGCCCAUCAUGUUUUAUAGCAAGAAGAUGGGAAACUGUGCCCCAGCUUCGUAAUCGACAAGGAGUGCAAGCAACGAUAUCAAACCCUGCUGGACCUGUUCUCAAAAAAGGCAGGAGUCUGAGGCUGGUCUCUGCACGGGUGACGGCCUCUCGGUGGACGCGGAUCAGCACGGCCACGACGACGGCGGGGAUUCCUUCGACAGGGAGCAGCACGCGCUUCGGCGGAGCGAGCUCCUCCUCCGCCCUGGUGGGGAGCCUGUGCCUGCCGCCGUAGGUGCCGGCGCGGUCGCUGGGCACCGCGCCUCCCCUCCCUGGCGGGGCGCGCGUGCGCCAGCGCCGCGCUCGUCGUGCCACGUCUGUCGUCGCCAGAGGGGGGGGUGGUUGCGGGGGAGACAAGGCGAGCAUGCAUGGAAAAGGGCUGCAUUGCGGGAGGAAGCAACAAUCAUAGCCCGACGGCCCCUUAGGGGCACGGCUUCUUCGCUUUCAGCGCCAGCGAGUAGCUGGGGCCUUGGAGCGAGCGGAUUGGCGGAGGAA
This is a messenger RNA of Prorocentrum cordatum, 2672 nucleotides long. Lineage: Eukaryota; Dinophyceae; Prorocentrales; Prorocentraceae. The record is from the annotation of a GenBank genome assembly.